Molecule: messenger RNA, 1403 nt
Organism: Radiomyces spectabilis
Lineage: Eukaryota; Fungi; Mucoromycota; Mucoromycetes; Mucorales; Radiomycetaceae
Product: major facilitator superfamily domain-containing protein
Exons: 5
Coding region: 24-1403 (459 amino acids)
Cellular component (GO): membrane
Source: RefSeq, a predicted model, not a curated record
CGUUUUGUGAAGGGCUCUUUUCCAUGCCUUACCUUGUCCCGAAAUUACUCUACACCUUCUUAUUCGCAUGUCAAGGUUCGGCUCCCGUGUAUCUUGCCCUGUUUUAUUCCUCGCAGUUGGGGCUCAAAGGAGACCAGAUCGGCUUACUGGUGGCAAUAGCUCCCUUUAUUUCCGCCAUCGCUUGUCCGCUAUGGGCAGCCAUUGCUGACAAAACCAAAACGCACCGCUACAUUAUGUGUAUCAUUCACACAUUAGCGACACUGGCUAUUGUUAGUGUUAUGGGCAUAUCCGUCGUUGUCCAACAUAUCGAUAACGAGACCGAUCGUAGUAAGCUAACCAUCGCACUGGUCACCGUUACGUCGGUCUGCUUUGCUUUCUUUGGUGUCCCGGUCGCACCCUUGGUAGACGGCGGCGUCAUGAAGAUCCUCGGGCGUAAUAAGGACCAGUAUGGACGUCAGCGUAUGUUUGGUUCCAUUUCGUUUGGUGUAGCUUCUUCGUUAGUAGGCUUCAUCACCGAUUGGGCCAACGACAUGAAUGCGAUUUUUUACGUUUAUGCUGUAUCAGCUGUCUGCUUUAUCACGGUCGCAGGAAGUUCGCAAUUUAAACCGGAACGAAUGGUGGAGCGAUUACGACUUAGCAAACCGCUAUCCACCUCUCAACCUCUAUCCACGAUUCCCACUACAUCGCUUGAUCAAACAUCAUACCCGCAACCCUCUAUGGAUGAUCAUAAUAUAGCUCCGCUCAAACGCAAAAUUAAGCAAUUUCACAUGGAAUACGAUGACGAUUUUGUCGAAGAAGAGUCGUCCCAGAUCCGCGAAAACGAAGUGCAACGACUGAUCCAGUUUGCUACAGAAUCAAGCAUUAUCGAAGCUGUCAACCUUGCCAAUCCGCCGGCUUAUCGUCGUCGGUCGUCCUCUGCGCAAGACGUAAACGAUCACACCCGCAGCACGCCCAUGCCGAGCACGUUACUCGAGUUAUUGAAACAGCCCAAAGUGCUUUUAUUUUUUACCACUAUGAUGCUCAUGGGAGCGUCACUGAAUAUGGUGAUCAGCUUUUUGUUCAUCUUUUUGAAACAAGAUUUGGGUGCCAGUUCCUCUUUGGUUGGCUUGACAGGUUUAGUGGGCUCGGUGACCGAGUUGCUUUUCUUCUUUUAUUCUCGAGAUCUUAUUCGCCACUUUGGAAUCAAAAGUCUCAUCAUCCUCGGCCAUGUACUGACGAUUGUUCGCAUAUUCUGUUAUACUAUUCUGCCCAAAGGUCCUAAUGGCGCCAGUAUAGCUCUCGGAUUACAUUUAUUAAAUGGUAUCGCAUUCUCGGCGUUAUGGGGUGCAGGGGUUGUACAAGCCGAUGAAUUGGCACCUCCGUCAUUGCAAGCGACAUCGCAAGGUAUGACAGACAACAUUUAG